AUGGAAGAAGAAAGCGCGGUAUUUUGCUCAAUAUGUUUGGGGCCUGCAAGCUGGCCGAAAGCACGACCGAAAAUAUGCAAGCACACCUUUUGUUAUCUGUGUAUAAACACAUGGGUAAAGAAACGAUCAGAAUGUCCACUUUGUAAGAGACCGGCCAAAAUACUGGUGGUCAUGAACCAGGAUGGUAAAGAAUAUAAGAUAUCUGUGAAAGAAGAAACUUCUGUUCAAUAUCAAAGAGAGAUUGAUGAAGAUAAUUUAUUUCAAGAAACGGGAGAUAUAACAGUGGCAUAUGCUAGAUGUCAAGUGUGCAACUUAUCGAAAGACGAACAUUUACUAUUGCUUUGCGAUGGAAUUAUUGGGCAAAAUAUAGAUGGAAGCUCAGUUCGUUGUAAUGCUGCGUGCCACUGUUACUGCCUGCCGAAAAAACUUGACAAAGUACCAGACGGAGAUUGGUUUUGCUUUUUCUGUACUGACAUAAGAGCUACCCAAGAAUCAGCGUACAACAGCCGCCAUGCACGACGAAGUCUUCGGUCAUCAUCAAAUUACCAACAUUUUAUGGGUUUCAGAGAAUCUGGAAUCUUGAGUGAGGACCAGCCGGGACCGAGUAGAAUAAAUGAAAGCUUACGGUUGAGAAGAUAUAUAGAUGACUUUGAAGUUUUAACCGAAUCGAGCUCAAGCAGUGUUAAAAAUGGUGCGAGCGAUGAUGGGAUGGAAAACGAUUCGGAUUUUUCAUUUAAUACUGCUUCCUCUAAAGGAAGGGAUAUAUAUUUAUGCUGGAGUAAACGUUUUAAUCAGUAUAGCACACUUGAGUUGGAGUGUUAG
Molecule: messenger RNA, 822 nt
Organism: Acanthocheilonema viteae
Lineage: Eukaryota; Metazoa; Nematoda; Chromadorea; Rhabditida; Onchocercidae
Source: the annotation of a GenBank genome assembly